Phaethon lepturus (White-tailed tropicbird) is the source of this 1631-nucleotide messenger RNA. It is a transcript of the gene IFNAR1, whose product is annotated as interferon (alpha, beta and omega) receptor 1. NCBI's taxonomy places the organism in Eukaryota, Metazoa, Chordata, Aves, Phaethontiformes, Phaethontidae. The record is from RefSeq and is a predicted model, not a curated record. The transcript is spliced from 10 exons. Gene Ontology annotation, molecular function: protein binding. The annotation marks the transcript as partial.
GCCAAAUUAGUCUGAAGAGUCCACAGGAUAUUCAGGUCUAUGUUCUAAAUACAAAUUUCACUUUGAGGUGGAACUACACUGGGGAUGAUACCAAUGUGACAUUUUCAGCAGAGUACCAGUUGCUUGAAGAUUUUGAGACAAAUGAAACAGAAUGGAAGGAGGUGCCUGGGUGUCAAAAUGUUACUCACAUGGAAUGUGACUUUUCCUCAGCAAUAACCGAAUACUAUGAUAAACACCAUGUGCGUAUAAGGGCUGAAAGAAGGGAAGAAGUGUCUCCAUGGUCUAGCAUUUUUGAAAUGAUUCCAUAUUUUAUAGCUCAGAUCGGUCCCCCAGGAAUAGAGUUACAGUCCGUUAAUGGAGUCAUAAAAAUUAAGGUUUCUCCUCCAGAAGCAAAUCAGGUUCAAAAAAUGUGGAUAGAUGAUCUAAGUUUUACAUAUAAUCUAGUUAUCUGGGAAAAUGCGUCAAAUGCAGAGUUCAGAAGUCAAAGUAUUUUUCCUACUGACGUAAUUGAUGACCUUGCACCAGAAACUACCUAUUGUUUGAAAGUUCAAGCAGUUCUUCCUUUGGACUCCCAAGAAGGCUUAUUCAGUCCCAUUCACUGUGUAAAAACUACCCGUAAAGUGAAUGACCUACUCUGUGCAACAAAUGUCAGCGUUCUUGCUUUGAAUAUGAAAUUUUAUCUGCAUUGGAAUAAUCAGUAUAAACAACAUGUGAGCUACAAUGUACAGUAUCUCAUUGGGUAUCUGAAGAAACUUCAUGAUGAUUACUCGGUGAAGUGGCUGAAUGUACCUGGAUGUGAAAACAUCACUGAUACACAAUGCAAUUUGUCAUCUAUCAUCACUACUACUUCUGGAUUUUAUUACCUCCGUGUGCAGGCCAUGAGUGAAUAUAACAAAUCAUGUUUUUCUAAUGAAGUAAAAGUAGAUCCUCUGGUAACAAAUGAAAUUGGCCCUCCUGGUGUAAAGGUGGACAUCAGUGAUGUUUUGCUCCAUAUCCAGAUUUCUCCUCCAGGAGGAUCUGAGAGUGAAGUCAUGAGGGACCAUUAUGACUUGUCUUACCGGAUUCUGUAUUGGAAAAAAUCACCAAAUAUUGAGGAGGAAAUCAAAAUGAAAGAGAUAAAACAGACAAUAGGGACAGUCUCUGAUCUAACACCCUCGACUUUGUACUGUGUAAAAGUACAAGCAUUCUCAGAAGCUUACAACAAAAGCAGUCGUUUCAGCAAAGAGGAAUGCAUCAAAACACCUGGAGAUAAAAUGUUGCCUCUGAUCAUUUUAGCAACAUUUGUAACUGCUCUGAUUGCUGUCUUGCUUUUGGCUAUGCCGCUCCUUUUUGCCAUGUAUCAAGCCUACAGUAAAAUCAAAUACGUGUUCUUUCCAUCAUGCCAGCUUCCUUUGAACAUAGAGGGUUUUGAAGAACAGCUCUUUAGCAGUCCUUAUCUGCCAGCUACAGAAGAACCAAUAGAAAAUUGUUCUAUAAUUGAGACUAUCAUCACAGAAGAAGUAAAUCAAAUUGGUUUUAAAGACUACAAACAUUCUAAACAGAGCAGUGGAGAUUCAGGAAAUUACUCUAACGAUGAUGAUACUUCAGGGAACAAAGUGUCAGAAGAAACGCUAGAAAAGGAAAUAGUAUAA